Molecule: messenger RNA, 1668 nt
Organism: Oldenlandia corymbosa var. corymbosa
Lineage: Eukaryota; Viridiplantae; Streptophyta; Magnoliopsida; Gentianales; Rubiaceae
Source: the annotation of a GenBank genome assembly
AAAUAUUUCUCCAAAAUCAUCAUUUUUCCUCCAAACACCUUUGUUUUCAACUCACUGUAAGGCUGUACGCUGCGUUUCAUAAACAAAAGCAAAUUCAUCAUUAACAUUACCCUGCAAUUCGGCAAUUUGCGAAACAAAAAUAGAAAUCGAAAAGAAAACGGAAAGAAAAACACACAAAGUUUAACGGAAAUGGCCGGUGCAUCAUCGUCGGCGGCCAUGGCAACUUCGGCGGUUACAGAGGAGGAGAUGACUUUGACGGUGAAGUGGAGCGGCAAAGAGUACACCGUCAGAGUCUGCGGGGACGAUACAGUGGGAGAGCUUAAGCGGCGAAUUAGCGAAGUCACCGAAGUUCUCCCCAAACGCCAGAAGCUUCUCUACCCUAAAGCAGGACCAAAGCUCUCCGAUGACUCCACCCUCCUCUCCCAACUUCCCCUCAAAUCUUCUCUCAAGAUGACCAUGAUCGGAACUGUUGAAAGUGAUUUAGUUUUGGAACAAAUGGAUGCGCCGGAAAUUAUGGAUGAUUUUGAGCUUGGGCAAGAUGAAGCAGUGGAUAUCAAAGACAAAGAAGUUAAUAAACAGAAACUCAGACGCCGCAUUGAGCAGUGCAAGAUUGAGCUCCGGAAUCCAUGCCGAGAAGGUAAAAAGCUGCUUGUUCUGGAUAUAGAUUAUACUCUUUUUGAUCACCGGUCAACAGCUGAGAACCCCUUGGAACUGAUGCGACCCUAUCUUCAUGAAUUUCUGACGGCUGCUUAUGCAGAAUAUGAUAUAAUUAUAUGGUCUGCAACUAGCAUGAAGUGGGUUGAGUUGAAGAUGAAGGAACUAGGCGUACUUAAUCAUCCAGACUACAAAAUUACAGCACUGCUUGAUCAUUCUGCUAUGAUCACAGUUCAGUCAGAUACCCGUGGGGUUUUCGAUUGCAAACCACUUGGCUUGAUUUGGGGGAAAUUUCCUGAGUUCUACAGUUCGAAGAACACCAUCAUGUUUGAUGAUCUACGGCGGAACUUUGUGAUGAAUCCCCAAAACGGUCUGACCAUAAAGCCAUUCAGAAAAGCCCACGCUAAUCGGAGCAAUGAUCAAGAGCUCGUGAAACUCACUCAAUACUUGCUUGCAAUAGCAGAUCUUGAAGACCUUAGCAGCCUAGAUCAUAACAACUGGGAGUAUUUUAUCGAGGACAGUUUCAAGAGAAGAAGACGGCAGGAAUAGUUGAAGUCCACUUUAAUGAUUCCGGAAUGACAUUCCUUCCAUUCUCUGGACUUGGGAGCUCAUUUUGCCGAUCAAUUCAAUUGACAUAAAUAUGUUCAAUUGUAUUUUUUCUUUCUAGGGUGCAACAAAACUUGUGAAGAAAUGCAUCUAGCCCUUUUGCUGGAAGACUUAGAAACCAAAUGAAAAUCCUUGGAAGUAGUUAUAUAGAAAAUAUCAGCUGGUUGCAAAGAAACUCUGAAAGUGGUACAUUACUAUUAUUCUUUUCAACUCUCUGGAUUCACCAGAAUUGCUAUGCGCUCCAUUAGAGUAUGUAUCCGUCAAGAAGAUGAAUGUCAGUUCUGAGGUCUUUAGUCCAUUAGCUUGUGGAAAAAGACAAGUUUUGCAGAUAUGUUUUGUGAAGGGAAAUGCUCAAUGAACUCUAUCCGAAGCAGCCAUUUUUGCUUUCAAUACUCAACUCAAGGACCG